Juglans regia (Persian walnut) is the source of this 4176-nucleotide messenger RNA. RefSeq names its product nuclear poly(A) polymerase 4-like. NCBI's taxonomy places the organism in Eukaryota, Viridiplantae, Streptophyta, Magnoliopsida, Fagales, Juglandaceae. The coding region runs from base 342 to 2279 and encodes 645 amino acids. The transcript is spliced from 10 exons. The record is from RefSeq and is a predicted model, not a curated record. Gene Ontology annotation, molecular function: RNA binding; poly(A) RNA polymerase activity. Gene Ontology annotation, cellular component: nucleus.
CAGCUGUCUCUAUCGCCAAGCUUUCUAAUUUCCGUCAACAAUCCACUCAGAUCUCUCUAAUAUUAUUAUUCCGUGUUUGACCGGCAAUCCUCUCCUUCCUCGAAGAGCUAGGGUUUUGAUCUUUUCCUGAUUCUGACUCCUCCGCACUCUACACUACAUUCCCCCCCUUUUCAUCGCCUCGAUCGUUCUUAUCCCGAUUUCGCUCUUCUACCUUCAACCUAAGUACGAUCUGCGAUGUGAUUUGUUGAAUAGGCUCGAUCUCCGCGACCAGUACUUUUGGAUUCAUAGCAAUCUUUGGUUAGCUUGUUUUGGUGUGGGGUUUUUCUUUGGUGAUUCAGAAAAUGGUGGGUUCUGAAAGCCCCAACGGUUCUUCGCCACAGCCGGCGAGGAAGUACGGUAUCACAAAGCCAAUCUCUCUUGCAGGGCCCACCGAGGCUGAUCGUCACCGCAAUAUGGAAUUGGAAAAGUUCUUGAUUGAUUCGGGGCUAUAUGAGAGUGAGGAAGAAGCUUCGAGGAGAAAAGAGGUUCUGGACCGCAUUGAUGAGAUUGUAAAAGGUUGGGUCAAGCACUUAACCCACCAGAGGGGCUACACAGAUCAGAUGGUGGAGGAUGCAAAUGCUGUCAUUCUUACUUUUGGUUCCUAUCGACUGGGGGUACAUGGGCCUGGGUCUGACAUCGACGCAUUGUGUGUUGGGCCAUCUUAUGUUAAUCGAGAUGAAGAUUUUUUUAUGGUUUUGCAUAAUAUUCUGGCUGAAAUGGAAGAAGUUACCGAGCUUCAGCCAGUUCCAGAUGCUCAUGUCCCAGUAAUGAAAUUCAAAUUUCUAGGGAUAUCAAUUGAUCUUCUCUAUGCAAGUAUAUCUCUUUUGGUUGUUCCAGAAGACCUGGACAUCUCACCUGGGUCUGUUCUGUACAAUGUUGAUGAGCCAACUGUUCGAAGCCUUAAUGGAUGCAGGGUUGCAGACCAAAUUCUUAAACUUGUUCCAAAUGUUGAGCACUUCCGCAUGACACUCAGAUGUUUGAAGUUUUGGGCUAAAAUACGAGGUGUUUAUUCCAAUGUUACUGGAUUCCUCGGUGGUGUAAAUUGGGCCCUUUUGGUCGCUCGGGUAUGUCAGCUUUACCCCAAUGCAAUUCCUAGUAUGCUGGUUUCUCGAUUCUUCAGAGUUUAUACACAAUGGCGUUGGCCAAAUCCUGUGAUGUUAUGCCCAAUAGAAGAGAAUGAACUUGGGUUUCCAGUAUGGCAUCCUCGCAAAAACCCUAGGGACCGGCUUCAUCACAUGCCAAUAAUAACUCCUUCCUACCCUUGUAUGAAUUCUAGCUACAAUGUCUCAGCAAGUACUCUUCGUGUUAUGGUGGAGCAGUUCCACCAUGGUCAUAGCAUCUGUGAGGAGAUUGAGCUGAGCAAAGGCCAAUGGAGUGUACUAUUUGAGCCCUAUCUAUUUUUUGAGGCAUACAGAAAUUAUUUACAAGUGGAUAUAAUUGCGGCUGAUUCUGAUGAUCUGCUUGCUUGGAACGGAUGGGUGGAGUCUCGACUUAGACAGCUUACCCUGAAGAUAGAGAGGGAUACAAAUGGGAUGCUGCAGUGCCAUCCUUUUCCGAAUGAAUAUGUAGACACGUCAAAGCCAUGUUCUCAUUGUGCUUUCUUCAUGGGCUUGCAGAGGAAAGAGGGAGUUAGAGGUCAAGAAGGCCAGCAAUUUGAUAUACGUGCAACAGUUGAUGAGUUUAGGCAAGAGAUCAAUAUGUACAUGUUUUGGAAACCAGGAAUGGAUAUUUUUGUUUCUCAUGUCCGUCGAAAGCAGCUUCCUGCUUUUGUUUUUCCUGAUGGUUAUAAACGUUCUCGAUUGUCGAGGCACGUAAGCCGGCAGGCUGAAAAAACUUGUGAAGAUGCUGUGGGGUGCUGGCCUGGCUCUACUGAAAGGCCUCUCAAGAGGAAAAGUGAUCCUGGAAUGGUGGAUGUGAGGCCGGAUAAACCAGAUAAGCGAGUUUCUAUUAGCACGGGACUGCUGGAGUCUGUUUCUAGGACUGGUGGAUUAUCUCAGGUCAGCUUUGGUGAAGGGGUUGGAUUAGAGUGUGUAGCAACUGGGGAUGUCGAUAGCAAAUCUAAAAUUAGGUUAUUUGAUGGACAGUUAGGGAGUGAACAGGGUAUAGUACAAAAUCAUAUAGUGAACGGUGAAACUGGUAUUGGUGACCCUGUCAACUUAACUGAGCAAACUUUUGUGAGUAAGAAUUUGCCAAAAGUUAUAAAUGAGGCAAUGCUAACUGAAGCAGUGGAGAAAACUUAACUCAGGAAGGAGUCGUCCACUUCAUCUGAAGCAGCUAGUUCUGUUGGGGAAACUUGUCAGAUUGGACUGAAUGGGGACAAAGUUGGGGUAGCUUACAUGUAACUGAAGCGGUGGAGAAACCUUCACCAAGGAAGGACUGGCUUGCUUAAUCUGAAGUACCUAAAUGCUAUAUUUUGUAAAACAUGUCAAAUCGGAUUGAACAGGGACAAAGUUGGGAUAGCUUACGUGGAGAGUAUGGAGUGGAACUUAUAGGAAACUGCUGUAUUGGGCUGAAGAUACUGAUCAAGAAGUAGUCAAACCAUAUAAUCAAACAACGGGAAAAGAAAAUGCUGAAAGUGUAUUCAACUGAGUGAAAUAUUCAGAAACUCAGUUUCAGAGUGACUUUUAGGCCUUGUUCUGGAUGGCCACAGGAUGGCCAUGUGAAAAUUGGAAGUUCUGGAGAUGCAUGUACAGGAUCUUUGCAGGGCGAUGUAUGUGCGAGAGAUCCUGAUUUGCUUUUUGGAAAUGGGUUUUUCAAUUCGGGUGGCGUAUUUUAAAAAGGCUUGUGGAGGUUCUGAAAAACUUUCUGAAAUUAUUUUAUUUAGUUCCCCCCCCCACCCCCCCCAGGAUGGCAAUGCAUAAAAUUGGAAGUUCUGGAGAUAAGUGAGUGUCAGUGACCUUUACAGGGUAAUGUGUGCGGGAGAUCCUUAUUUGCUUUGGGAAAAAGGGUGUUUCAAUGCAAGUGGAGUAUUUCAAAAAGGCUUUUCUGAAGAUAUGGAGGUUCUGAAUCUAACCUUUCUGAUCUUUAUUGAUUUACUCUCGCGCUCUCUCCCAAGAAAAAAAUCCCUCCUUUUGUCUACCUUCUGGUCUGGUCAUUGUUAGAGAGAGCAAAACUGUUUGUAGGUUCCAAAUCCAUUCUCUUUUAUAUGGAUUUUUUUUCCCUGCUCUUCCAUUCAUAUCUCUAUCUGGCCGGGCCAUUGUGAGGUAGCAAGCUUAUUUGUAGGUUUUUGUCUCGUUCUCCUUUAUAUGCUUGUUAUUUUUUUUAUGGAAUUUCAUUGGUUUUUAUUUCUACAAUUAUUGGAUAAUGAUAAAUUGAACGGACAGUCUCCUAACUAGUGCAUACAUGGUGGCAGGUCCUGUACCACCAUACAUUAUGCUUCCAGUUACUGUGAAUAGAACCUAACUACGUACUGUCUAGGGCUCAGAUACAUGACUCCCCCUGUUUCUCCCUGUUUCUCGUUUCUAAUAUCUCUUGGGAGCCUAACUUCUUUUACUGCUGGUUGUCUUCUAUAGUUGGACUAUUGCAAUCUGGAAUGUUGUAAAUUCGGAAGAUGGGCUUGGUCAGAAUCUAUGCAAGAGCCAGUGAUAAGGCAUGUUUUUUUCAACUUCGGUUUUUUUUAUGAAAAUCAUUGUAUCUUUAUACCGUGCUUUUUCUGUAUAUGGCUCUUGUCUGACAGAUUUAAGUCUCAAGUCACUUGUACUUAAUAAUGCUCGGGAGGUGACCAUACUUGAAACAGAGAGUCGCUUCUAUGAAAGGAGAGAGCCAGCACAUUGGUAAGUGGCACAUCCAUUGCUGGCUUUCAUUAUGGUUUUUUCCAGGUGCCACAUUGUGUGCCAUCUUGUGAGCUGAGUGCAAUGGUCAUCUUACAAGAUGUGCUGCUAAACAUCGUUGAAGCUGAGAGCACCGCAGAAGGGUAUUAUUGUACAUCGUCCGGUGACUGCUGUUGCUUUGAUGACUGGUUUCCAUUUAACUAGGGCCAAAUGUUUCUUCACAAGGACAAAAGAAUCAAGUACUUGUAGGGGUGUUUGCUCUCUCUCUCUCUCUCUCUCUCUCUCCCUCUAGGUUUUGUAAUUCUCCAUCGACUGUUGUAGGUUGUAGGCUUUACUGCCCGUAAUAGAUCUCAAACCUUGUAGUUCA